CACGCUUCCAUUGUCAUUGCUGAGACAGAAGUCUGCUCUCGUUCGAGUAGCAUCCGAAAACUGACUGACUGGCUGACUUGCAGAAAAAAACUCGGUCCAAGCCUGCCAAACAUUGGACCAAAUGCGGUUUGAUCACCCAAACAACCUGCUCCUCAGAUACCAUCCAUCGCCCAUUCAUACCGUACUCGCCUCGGCCAUCGUCAUUCUACCACAUCCGUCGGAGCAUUCUGCGAGCAGCGCGCGCAGCAGCAUGACGAGUCGCAUUGUCGCAGCAGCAUCCGUGCCGCCCGAAACGGUGGAGUUGCUGCACGAGAGCCUUGCACACGGUGCCGAUGUCAACGCCACCGACCAGUAUGGUGUGAGCCCGCUACAUCUCGCAUGCUGCUCAGACUCGUUCCUAGAGAUUUUAAGCCUCCUGCUGGAGCGAGGAGCCAACAUUGCCGCGCGAACGUCCUUCUCGUCAACACCCUUGCAUUGGGCUGCACGGCAUGCAUCGCUGCAAACGGCACAACGGCUGGUCGAGGCUGGCGCAGACAUUCUUGCUCGUGAUCGCCACGGCUGGCUGCCACUCCACGAUGCCGCUGCUGCUGGCAGUGGAGAGAUGGUGCGGUUUCUGCUCGAGCAGCUGCGGUUGCAACAUGCCGCAGUGGUCGUCAACGGUUUGGUUGGCCAGCUCAAGAACAACACGAGCGGUAAUGUUGUUGCUUGCAUGCCAUCGCGUGAAGAGGAACUCGCACAUCUGGCUCCAGGGCUGGAUCCAUCUGUGCUGAAACCCGAGCCGGACGAGGACGUGGUGCGCAGCCGUCUGGAAUUGGAGCGGAGCGAAUCCCAGCAGCAACUUCCAGAGUGCUGUUUGGAUGCCCAGAAGGCGCUGCCCGUUGUGCACUCAAUUCGCGAGUUUUGCCGAUGCGUUGGGCGGACCAUUUCGGAUCCGAUGCUGGGCAAUCCCUGCUGCGGCGGCGGCGACUCGCGUUCCGAGCAAGGCCCUCUCACCGCUCGUACCAGCCCCGUACCACAUGUAGACGACAGAGACAUGUAUGGCUCGACGCCUCUCCAUGUUGCAGCUGCUUUCGACAAGAUUGCAACAGUCCGGGAACUGGUGUAUUCGGGCGGCGCCGAUGUACACGCCCUCAACCACGACGGACUGACGCCCUUGCACAAGGCAGUCAUUGCUGCUCCCGUCGUCAACUCUGAGGCAAGCAUUCUGGUUGCACGGGAGCUGCUUUUGGCGGGUGCAUGUGCGCACGCUCGCAAACUCAAAAAGCCUCCGCUGGGUGGUCAAGCGCCAUCGUCUGCCUCCGCAAACAUUAUUGAAGCUGGAAGUGGCGGUUGUGCUGUGGCUCAAACAUCGCCAUGCGAACCAUCCGGAACGCUCAACUUUGCAGGACCUUCGUGUCUGCACAUUGCAGCAAUGCAGGGCAAUGUGUGGAUGUGCCGCUUACUGCUCGAGUGCAAAGUCAACCCCGAUGUUACAUUUGUCGGCACGCACCGAGGUUUGAAUGCAAGUUGAAGUGAAAAGGUUUGAUAUGCUGUUGUAAAAGUGACAAGACAAAACAAAAAAGACAUUCGAAAA
This is a messenger RNA of Capsaspora owczarzaki ATCC 30864, 1573 nucleotides long. RefSeq lists its product as hypothetical. Lineage: Eukaryota; Filasterea; Ministeriida; Capsasporidae. The record is from RefSeq and is a predicted model, not a curated record. Gene Ontology annotation, molecular function: protein binding. The transcript has a single exon. Bases 122 to 1510 code for a protein of 462 amino acids.